Molecule: messenger RNA, 2683 nt
Organism: Portunus trituberculatus (swimming crab)
Lineage: Eukaryota; Metazoa; Arthropoda; Malacostraca; Decapoda; Portunidae
Product: polypeptide N-acetylgalactosaminyltransferase 2-like
Cellular component (GO): Golgi apparatus
Source: RefSeq, a predicted model, not a curated record
ACCACUACCAAGGAAUAUAUACAAUCCUUGAUCACCACCAGCAGCUCGCGUCCCUGCCUGUAUAAUAGCAAUGCUGGGCGAGGCUGGGGAAGGCACUGAAGGAGAUGGUGGUGGUGGUGGUGGAGGUAGUGGUGGUGGUGCCGGUAGUCGCCAGCAGAAGACGCGAGGGAGAGCCAGCCGAACCACAUCCACAACCAGCCAGCCAGCCCAGUGUCGCUCGUGGCUUAGUGGGGGACGGUCGACGCUCUCUACCAUGCGGAGGAAUUGCAAACUGUUCAUAUUCAUUUCCUGUGUAUGGACGCUUGGUGUAGUCGUGUACCUCAACACCAGUAAGGAUGGCAAGAACACAGGCCGAAGCAAGUCCUCUGCUCACUACCUCACGGGCUCGGAAAACCUUGCACUACGGCUUAAGGACUCCGCCGUUACCGCACACCAAGGCACCUCCUCUAGGACGAACGGCGGCGCGGCUGAGGGCGGGUCGGGUGGCGCUGUGGUCCCUUCCCUGUUCCUUGACGAAGAGGCCUACAUAGCGGCAGCCACACUCGCCCCGGGAAAAGACGCCUAUAGAAGGAACAAGUUUAACCAAGCAGAGAGUGACAAGCUAGCGUCCAACAGAGCCAUUCCGGACACUCGCCAUUUUAUGUGUCGCAAGAAGCAGUGGAAGACAGACCUGCCAUCCACAUCUGUCAUCAUUACCUUCCACAACGAGGCACGCUCCACCCUACUCCGCACCGUCGUCAGUGUCCUGAACCGCAGCCCGGAACACCUGGUCAAGGAAAUUAUACUCGUGGAUGACUUCAGCGAUGACCCGAUGGACGGAGCGGAGUUGGCCAAGAUUCAGAAAGUUAGGGUAAUUCGGAAUGACCAGAGGGAAGGAUUGAUGAGGUCGCGAGUGAGGGGGUCGGAUGCUGCCACUGCCCCGGUACUUACCUUCCUCGACUCCCACUGUGAAUGCAAUCAACACUGGCUGGAACCUAUGCUGGAGAGGGUGGCUGAGGACAGAACCAGAGUAGUGUGUCCGAUCAUUGACGUCAUCAGCAUGGACACCUUCCAGUACAUCGGUGCCUCGGCUGACCUGCGGGGUGGCUUUGACUGGAACCUGGUGUUUAGGUGGGAGUAUUUGUCCAGCGAUGAGAAGCGCAAGAGACAGAAAGACCCAACGCAGAUCAUAAAAACCCCAAUGAUUGCUGGAGGUUUGUUUAUGAUCGACAAGUCUUACUUUGAGGAGCUCGGGAAGUAUGAUAUGGCCAUGGACAUCUGGGGAGGGGAAAACUUAGAAAUAUCGUUCCGCACAUGGCAGUGUGGCGGCAGUCUGGAGAUAGUGCCGUGCUCUAGGGUGGGGCACGUGUUCCGCAAGCAGCACCCGUACACCUUCCCCGGCGGCUCUGGCAAUGUGUUCGCCAGAAACAGCAGGGCGGCUGAGGUCUGGAUGGAUGACUACAAGAAAUAUUACUACUCUGCUGUUCCCCUCGCCAAGAGUGUCAAUUUUGGGAACAUACAGUCCCGUCUCGAACUCCGCAAGCAACUUAAGUGUCACAGCUUCAAGUGGUAUCUGGAGAAUGUGUACCCUGAGCUCAAGGUUCCUGACAUGGGGCACUCCACUUUUGGGGUGUUCAAGCAGGGACUGAAAUGCAUGGACACUCUGGGACACCGUGUGGAGGGAACUGUGGGACUCUACGCCUGUCAUGGCACGGGUGGAAACCAGGAAUGGUCAAUGACAAGGGACAAACAGAUCAAGCACAGUGAGCUCUGCCUGACCCUGCCAGAGCCACGCCCAGGCACCUCCCUUGUCCUCGCCCCCUGCCAGAACAGUGACCUCCAGAAAUGGGUGAGGAUGGAGAGUGACCGAGUGGUGAUGGCAGAGGGCCUGAACCUGUGUGUGGACAGUGUGCGGGAGAAGGCGGUGGGUCUGGUGGUGGAGGGCUGUGACAAGACAAUUCUCACACAGCGCUGGUCCUUCAUCGCCAACAAGAGUUAAUGCAUGCGAUUUCUGUGACUGUGGCAGAAUUUCCUCUCUCUCCCCAGCGCCAAGGGACUCAUGGACGGUCUCAUCAGGUUUCCCUGCAGCUGACUUUUCAUGUUCAUCAGAAAAUACCUUUAAUUUCAUCAUGAUCUUUUUGUACUUUUUUUUUUUUAAAUACGUUUGACAAUAUUAUGGAAACAAAUUGGUGGCGGUGAGGGAUUACAGCGGCUCACGGCGCGGUGCAGGACAGACUCGGGGAGGAAAGACACAGUAAGAAGUGGCAAGGUCAGUGCAGCCCAGAGGGAGACUCUUUAGUGUAGCCGUGUGUGUGCCGGCAGGAUAGAGGAGACCACCUUGUACACACUCUUUCUUAUUUAUUGGAGAACAGACGGCUUGUGUUGAUGCUGAUGUUGACGGACACACUUGAACUAAUUAUUUUUAAAAGUAUUGUUCCCGUGGGGUGUUGUGUCCCCAUGAGUGGUGGUGGUGGUGGUGGUGGUGCACAGCUCACACCUUUACUGAAGGCAGUCCAUGGUAACGCUGGGUCUUGUUUCUUAUCACCUAAUCAGUACUAAUGUGUUACAUGACGUGAUUUGGUUUUAUUGUGGUGUUUGGCCAAACUUAAUUUUAAUUAGUUUUGUUUUUGUUGAGUUUUGUUGAAUCAAAUGUUUAUAAGAUUUAUGUUCGUGAAUUACAGUAUAUUGUGAAUUUAAUUCUUUC